GUAAAAAAAGAAGUGUGGAGGGAGAAUUAGACGUUCAUGGCUGUCGGCCACCGGUGCACAUAAACGGAAGCAUUAUUGGCAUUACAGAAGUUAGUGAAGUCAGAAGGGUCAUGUCUGCACUCAUGCCAGCCAUUUCCAAAACUGGCAAUAUAUUGAAGUCAUUCAUGAAUUUGAGGGCCAGCCUUCAAGUUGCCAGAGUUCGCUCCUUCACCUCUAGUAUCAAAGAAAAUUCAUCAGGUUAUGAUGAUUUGAAAAAGGAAUCUGAUCCAGAUAUGCCCCUUGAAGAUAUCAAAAAUCCCUUUGAAAAGGAGAAAAUAAAGUGUAUUUUGUGUGAACAUAAUAUCAGAGUGGACUACAAAAAUGUAAGACUGCUGUCACAGUUUGUGUCCCGAUAUACUGGAAGAAUAUAUGGUCGGCAUAUUACUAGACUUUGUAAAGCACAACAAGAAAGAGUGGAAAAGGAAAUAUGGAAAGCCCAACAAGCUGGUUUGAUGGGUGGCUAUACAAGAGAUAUAGCGUAUGCCAACGAUCCCCAAUUGUUCAACCCAGAUCAGCCUAUACGACCUCAUAGGUUUUAACAUUAGCUUGUAACAAAAAUUAAAUGGUAGUUUUGUAAAAGAAUAACUUUAUUGCAAAAAUAAAUAUGAUUUAUAGAUAAAUAAGAUUUUUUUUGGUAGUGAUAUCAAAUGAGCAUACAUCCAGUGUUGAACCUUUUGCAAACUAAACUAUUAACCAUUUCUUGGACAAGAUUACACCUAAAUUAUACAGAAACUUCUCCAACACUGAUGGCAUAAAAAAUGAGUAUAAAUAGUUACUUAAAUUAUGUUCAUUUCAUUGCUUUCAAAGUCCUCUGUAUCUCUUCGAUACUUCACUAAUUCGUGGGGAAUAUUCAGUUGAUUCAACAGCUGUUCUAUAGUAAACUGAUGGCCUUGAUUAAGUAACACUGUCUGCAGUUCUUGUAAUGCUGUUUGGCAUCCUUCAAGCCAUGUAUGUAUUAGUUUCUGAAGGAUAAUAACAUCAUGCUUCCUUUUAUAAAGCUGAGCAAGUUUAAGGUCUUUUAAUUUUUCUUCUUUUUCCUUUAGCCUUUUACGGACUUCUUUUAAUGUAUCUUCAGUAAUAUCUCCAGCAGGAAGUAAAAUUUCAUUCCCAUCAUUCUCUACUUUACUAUUUUCAGCCAUUAUGAUUUGAGAUUUCGUUAUUUGAUCAUCUGAUUGUAGAUCACUGGAAACCACUGAGUUCUCUUUCUUUUUUUCAUCACAACUUUGAGGAGAAGAUAAGUUUGUUUUAAGUCUCUUAGUUAACUGAUGUCUGUUGAAUAAUCUUGUAUUCCUUGUUGGUGUCAUUUGCCCUUGCAAUCUCUCAAGAUCAUUAUGCAUUGUAUCUGCAUCUUUAUCUACUUUUAAUGAGGAUGUAUAAGGUGAGACAGCGCCUGGAGACGGUUUGUUUGCAUGCCAAGCAGAAGAAGCAGGUGAUUUUCGAGCCAAUCCCAUACGCCUGCAUGGUGUGAGGAACGGUGUUCUUGCUUUUCUGUUGGGCGUAGAAGCAUUAGAUGGUGACGGGCUAUAAGAAUUUGCACUGCUUUCCAUUGCCAAUAUCACUGACUGCUAAAUGUCAUUUCAUUAUUUUCGCUUUCUUAACAAUAACGUUAGCAGGAUAAAAGAUUCCACUGACGCAGGAAAGUUUGAGUCGUUGACUAUUUUAAUUGCGCGUUACAUUCAUUAUGAUCACCAUCAACACCACUUAACAUUGCUCGUUGUUCGCUAACCUCUGAUACACCUCUUUCAUCAAACAGCGCGAAAAAUUAGUUUCACAUGAAUCCAGAGAGUGCGUGAGACUCUUUCAGAGCAGGUACACCAACAUAACAAACGUACAAGGAAAGAUUAAACCAUUUUGUAUUAUACACGCGCGUUUUCCCCCGGACUUAUGUCCCCCAGGUAUAUACUCUCUGGUCCCCAGUGAGCUCUAGUGAAGUUUAUAAUGUUGGGAUCACUGCAUAUACC
Gryllus bimaculatus (two-spotted cricket) is the source of this 2000-nucleotide messenger RNA. NCBI's taxonomy places the organism in Eukaryota, Metazoa, Arthropoda, Insecta, Orthoptera, Gryllidae. The record is from the annotation of a GenBank genome assembly.